Vespula pensylvanica (western yellowjacket) is the source of this 873-nucleotide messenger RNA. RefSeq lists its product as uncharacterized. Lineage: Eukaryota; Metazoa; Arthropoda; Insecta; Hymenoptera; Vespidae. The transcript is spliced from 4 exons. The coding region runs from base 1 to 873 and encodes 290 amino acids. The record is from RefSeq and is a predicted model, not a curated record.
AUGAAGUCCCAAGGAUCUAUCUUUCAUCUCGCAGGACAUCAUGGUUUCCACGUUAUUCUAAUCGUCCUUUGUAUCAUGUUUUUCUUACCGUUCGGUACCGGCGAACGCUUACAAGAUAAAAUUCCGGAUAAUAAGAAGAAUGUAGAAAAUAUUCAAGAAGUACAUGGGAGUGGUAGUAAGAUCGAUCAAAGUCAAUCGAUCAAAUCUAUAGAUCAUCGAUCGGAAAAUGUUACGAUCGAGUCUGACAGUCCUGCAUUGCGUUCCUUCUUGAAGAAUAUCUUGAAAGCUCGAGACGAAUUGAAGUGGAUAGAUCAAGCUGCGGAUAGUUUAAAUGAUCCAAAUCGUGUGUACAGAAAAAAUAAAGGUAUCUACGAGAGAAAAGAAAGUAUAAAGAAUCAACGGCCUUCGAAUGAUCGUUUUUCUUCGAGCGAUCGCUUGAAUUCUAAUAAGAAUCUUCAAUAUGAAAGGGUUAACGGAGAAAAUCGAUGGACUCGUAAUUAUGAAGUCCCACGUAUGAACAACGACGAUACAGAUUACAAGAUGAUCUAUAACCUAGACAAAAAAGAAUCCACGGACUCCGACGCAUCGUUAGAAAAAUUGAAACAAACCGUGUUAGAAUUAAAGGAAAAUUUAACUAGAAGGGACGAUAAUUCGGAAAGAAGCAAAGCUAUUCAGAAAGCGAUCUUAAAUAAUAACGAAUACGAUAAACUUACCGAGGUAGAUUCGUCGAAAAAGAAGAACAAAGAUGAACGAAAGAAAGACAUCCCGCCGUUUUCACCGUCGAAAAGUCAGAAACAUACUGAACGAUCGAACGCUCCUGCGAACGAAAAUGAAAACACAAGUACUACACUUUUGUUUACAUGGCUUUUCUAA